This is a messenger RNA of Equus caballus (horse), 1025 nucleotides long. It is a transcript of the gene OR1L6D, whose product is annotated as olfactory receptor family 1 subfamily L member 6D. NCBI's taxonomy places the organism in Eukaryota, Metazoa, Chordata, Mammalia, Perissodactyla, Equidae. Gene Ontology annotation, biological process: G protein-coupled receptor signaling pathway. Gene Ontology annotation, molecular function: olfactory receptor activity; G protein-coupled receptor activity. Gene Ontology annotation, cellular component: plasma membrane. The record is from RefSeq and is a predicted model, not a curated record.
UUGGAGGAUAGUGAAGAAAUUGUCUUAAUCAAAUUCCCCUUCAUAUGUCUCUGACUGCUUCUCCAAAUCCUGCCCAAGAAGUAGGAGACAUGGAAAUAAAGAACUACAGUGGCAGCACAUCAGGCUUUACCCUCCUGGGCAUCUCUUCCAACCCUCACCUACAGAAGCCACUCUUUGCCAUAUUCUUCAUCAUGUACCUGGUCACUGUGGUGGGGAAUGUACUAAUAAUCUGGACCAUCCACUCAGACUCACGCCUCCAUACACCUAUGUACUUUUUUCUCACCAAUCUGUCUUUCAUGGAUAUCUGCUUCACAACAGACAUUGUGCCUAAAAUGCUGGUGAAUUUACUAUCAGAGACAAAGUCUAUCUCCUACAUAGGCUGCCUCAUCCAGAUGUACUUCUUCAUGGCCUUUGGGAACACUGACAGCUACCUGCUGGCAUCUAUGGCCAUAGACAGGCUGGUAGCUAUCUGCCACCCCUUCCACUAUGAUGUGGUAAUGAACCCACGUCGUUGCCUCCUCAUGUUGCUGGGUUCUUGCAUCAUCUCCCACCUGCACUCCAUGCUCCAUGUGCUACUCAUGUCCCGCCUGUCUUUCUGUGCCUCCCAUGUCAUUAAGCACUUUUUUUGUGAUACUCAUCCCGUGUUAAAGCUAUCCUGCUCUGACACUUCCUACAACCAGAUUAUGGUCAUAACUGAGACCCCAGUUGUCAUUGCAACCCCCUUCCUGUGCAUCCUCUUCUCCUACCUGCGUAUCAUCAUUACUGUGCUCAGAAUACCCUCUGCAGCCGGGAAGUGGAAAGCCUUCUCUACCUGUGGCUCCCACCUUACUGUAGUGGUCUUGUUCUAUGGUAGUAUCUUCUAUGUCUAUUUUAGACCCCUGUCUAUGUACUCAGUGGUGAAAGACCGGGUAGCCACACUCAUGUACACAGUAGUGACACCAAUGCUGAACCCCUUCAUCUACAGCCUCAGGAACAAAGACAUGAAGAUGGGUAUGAGAAAAUUAAGGUUCAUAAUGAACUCAUAG